AAAGCAUGUUUCAAUUUAGUAUUUUCUCGAGUUCAGUAGAUGUUGUGUCGGUAAUAAUCUCGAAAAUAAAAGUUUUUAAGAAAAGUAUUAAAUUUAAAAUGGCUUCUAAUAAAAAAAUUGCAUUGUUAAGUGUCUCUGAUAAAACUGGUUUAAUAGACUUUGGAAAAGAAUUGCAAUCUCUCAAUUUUCAAUUAGUUGCUAGUGGUGGAACUGCAACUACUUUACGAAAUGCUGGACUUAAGGUUAAAGAUGUAUCUGAAAUAACUGGAGCUCCAGAAAUGCUAGGAGGACGUGUUAAAACUCUUCAUCCAGCCGUCCAUGCUGGCAUUCUAUCAAGAUUGACAGAGAAUGAUUUACAGGAUAUGAUGGCACAAAACUAUGAUUUAAUUCAAAUUGUAGUAUGUAAUUUGUAUCCAUUUGUAAAAACAGUAAGCAAUCCAAAUGUUGCUAUAGCUGAUGCUGUUGAAAAUAUUGAUAUCGGAGGUGUAACACUAUUAAGGGCUGCAGCUAAAAAUCAUCAAAGGGUUACAGUAAUUUGUGAUACGAAAGAUUACAACAAUGUUAUCAAAGAAAUUCGCACAAAUAAUGAUACAACUUUAGAAACUAGACAAAGGUUAUCUUUAAAAGCAUUCACACAUACUGCGACUUAUGACGAUGCAAUUUCCGAUUAUUUUCGCAAGCAAUAUUCAAAUAAUGUCUCACAAUUAAAUUUACGAUAUGGUAUGAAUCCACACCAACAACCUGCUCAAUUCUUUACGACUUUAGAGAAAUUACCUUUAAUUGUUAUUAAUAAAGCUCCAAGUUUCAUUAAUCUUUGUGAUGCAUUGAAUGGUUGGCAACUGGUAAGAGAAUUAAAAAAUUCUUUAAAUUUACCGGCUGCUGCAAGCUUUAAGCAUGUUUCACCAGCUGGAGCGGCUGUUGGAACACCAUUAAGUAAAGAGCAAGCAAAACUUUGUAUGGUUGAUGAUUUAUUGCCAAAACUAAGCCCUUUAGCUACAGCUUAUGCAAGAGCUCGAGGUGCUGACAGGAUGUCUUCUUUUGGUGAUUUUAUAGCCUUAUCAGAUGUGUGUGAUGCUGUAACAGCAAAAAUUAUAAGUCGAGAGGUUUCUGAUGGGAUAAUUGCUCCAGGAUAUGAAAAAGAAGCUCUUGAAAUUUUAAUGAAAAAGAAAGCAGGACAGUUUUGUAUUCUGCAGAUGGAUUCUAAAUAUGAACCAAGCGAAAUUGAACGUAAAACAAUAUUUGGAUUAACUUUGGAACAACGACGAAAUUUUGCAGUCAUCGAUAAAAAUUUAUUUACAAAUAUUGUCACUGAAAAUAAAGAUUUGCCAUCAAAUGCUCUGCGAGAUUUAAUAGUUGCAACAAUUGCUCUUAAGUAUACUCAAAGUAAUUCGGUGUGUUAUGCAAGGGAUGGCCAAGUAAUUGGUAUUGGUGCCGGUCAGCAAUCUCGUAUACACUGCACAAGAUUAGCAGGAGAAAAAGCUGACAAUUGGUGGUUGAGGCAGCAUCCAAUUGUAACGGCAAUGCAUUUUAAAGCAGAAGUUAAACGUGCAGAAAGGUCAAAUGCUAUAGAUAAUUAUGUUAAUGGUACUGUGGGCAAAGACAUGCCUGUAUCGCAAUUUGAGUCAAUGUUUGAAACAGUACCAAAAUUAUUAACAAAUGAAGAAAAAGCGGAUUGGCUUAGUAAAUUAAAGGGUGUGUCAUUAAGUUCUGAUGCUUUUUUCCCAUUUAGAGAUAAUAUUGAUCGUGCAUAUUCUAGCGGAGUUUCUUAUAUUGCUAGUCCAUCUGGGUCAACAAAUGAUCAAGGCGUUAUAGAUGCUUGUAAUGAACAUAAAAUUGUUUUAGCGCAUACCACCUUAAGAUUGUUCCACCACUAAAUAGAGAUUUUCUUUUAUAGCAAAAGAGUUAUUUUAUUUUAGUUAUUUGUAAUGUAUAUCCACUUUUGUUGACAAUAAAUUAUAUUAUUGCCAUGUUAAAUAUACAAAAGAACUAUUCAUAAA
Molecule: messenger RNA, 1997 nt
Organism: Condylostylus longicornis
Lineage: Eukaryota; Metazoa; Arthropoda; Insecta; Diptera; Dolichopodidae
Product: bifunctional purine biosynthesis protein ATIC
Exons: 6
Coding region: 6-1874 (622 amino acids)
Biological process (GO): 'de novo' IMP biosynthetic process
Cellular component (GO): cytosol
Molecular function (GO): phosphoribosylaminoimidazolecarboxamide formyltransferase activity; IMP cyclohydrolase activity
Source: RefSeq, a predicted model, not a curated record